CAACAGCUCAAGCUGACACGCUCCUACACCCUCCCCUCACCACUUCCGCCGCUGCCCCCUCCUCCUCGGCACCACCGUCACCAUGUUGUCCAGGACCAUCAGGCGGAGCAUUGCGUCGCCGCUCCGGCGCAAUGCCUUCGUCCCUGCCGCCGCGCGACCUGCCUUCAGGACCGUCACCACCGACGCCGCUUCAGCGCACGCCGAGGCCGUGCCAACGGAGGAUGACAAGCCCUUCGAGGUCCGCCUCUCCGACGAGAGCUUCGAGACGUACGAGCUCGACCCGCCGGCCUACACCCUCGACACCACAAAGGCCGAGCUGAAGCAGAUGUACUACGACAUGGUCGCCAUGCGACGCAUGGAGAUGGCCGCCGACAGGCUCUACAAGGAGAAGAAGAUCCGCGGUUUCUGCCAUCUGUCCACCGGUCAGGAGGCCGUCGCCGUCGGUAUCGAGCACGCGAUCGAGCGCGCCGACCACCUCAUCACCGCCUACCGCUGCCACGGCUUCGCCAUGAUGCGCGGCGGAACCAUCAAGUCCAUCAUUGGUGAACUGCUUGGCCGGAGAGAGGGUAUCGCCUACGGAAAGGGUGGAUCUAUGCACAUGUUCGCCCCCGGGUUCUACGGUGGUAACGGUAUCGUCGGUGCCCAGGUUCCCGUCGGUGCCGGUAUCGCUUUCGCCAACGCCUACGAGAACAAGAAGAACGUGACACUUGCUCUGUACGGAGACGGUGCUUCCAACCAGGGUCAGGUCUUCGAGGCCUACAACAUGGCCAAGCUGUGGAACCUCCCCAUUAUCUUCGCUUGCGAGAACAACAAGUACGGUAUGGGUACCGCUGCCAACCGCUCUUCGGCCAUCACCGAUUACUACAAGCGUGGUCAGUACAUCCCGGGUCUCAAGAUCAACGGCAUGGACGUCCUCGCUGUCAAGGCCGCUACCCAGUUCGGUAAGGAAUGGUGCGCCGCCGGAAAGGGACCCCUCGUCUACGAGUUCGUUACCUACCGGUACGGAGGUCACUCCAUGUCCGACCCCGGAACCACCUACCGCACCCGUGAAGAAAUCCAGCGUAUGCGCAGCACCCAGGACCCCAUUGCCGGACUCAAGCAGAAGCUCCUCGACUGGAGCGUCGUUACCGAGGAGGAGCUCAAGAGCAUCGAUAAGAAGGCCCGCGCCAACGUCGACGCCGAAGUCGCCGAAGCCGAGAAGAUGGCCCCUCCCGAGGCCAUCCCCAAGGUCCUGUUCGAAGACAUCUACGUCCGCGGCUCCGAGCCCGAGUUCCUGCGUGGCAGAAUCCCGGAAGAGAACUUCUACUACGCUGAGGCGGAUCUGGGCAAAGAGAAGGACUCUCCUGCCCGGACUUAGAAUGCUUGAGGCAUUGAAGGCGAACGGGGUGUGGUGGAGAAUUAGUGAGCUUGUAAUAUAUCACCUUGUGCGGGGGCAAGCACUUGGGCAUUGUGGAUAUUAGCAGCGGACGUGUGGUGAUUCUUGGUCGUAUUAACCAUGUUUUGGGACAGCGGGGAAUAGAGUCUUUUCUGGAUUGCAUUGGAUCUGUGGUCCCUGUGCUGUGCUACUCCUUGUGAAUUGAAACACUGUCUUCCCGAGCGUACUGGGUAUUCGUACG
This is a messenger RNA of Paraphaeosphaeria sporulosa, 1616 nucleotides long. RefSeq lists its product as uncharacterized. Gene Ontology annotation, cellular component: intracellular membrane-bounded organelle. The record is from RefSeq and is a predicted model, not a curated record. Gene Ontology annotation, biological process: pyruvate decarboxylation to acetyl-CoA. The coding region runs from base 83 to 1357 and encodes 424 amino acids. NCBI's taxonomy places the organism in Eukaryota, Fungi, Ascomycota, Dothideomycetes, Pleosporales, Didymosphaeriaceae. Gene Ontology annotation, molecular function: pyruvate dehydrogenase (acetyl-transferring) activity. The transcript has 5 exons.